Messenger RNA from Diorhabda carinulata, 720 nucleotides. Its product is annotated as adrenodoxin-like protein 2, mitochondrial. Bases 168 to 623 code for a protein of 151 amino acids. NCBI's taxonomy places the organism in Eukaryota, Metazoa, Arthropoda, Insecta, Coleoptera, Chrysomelidae. Gene Ontology annotation, cellular component: mitochondrion. The transcript is spliced from 2 exons. The record is from RefSeq and is a predicted model, not a curated record. Gene Ontology annotation, molecular function: 2 iron, 2 sulfur cluster binding. Gene Ontology annotation, biological process: P450-containing electron transport chain; positive regulation of oxidoreductase activity.
AAAAACUAGGAUGGACUUGUAACACCACAUUUUUAGCGAAUAGUAUUUAAGUGAAAGUUUAAAUAAUUAUCCACAUCUAAUGCAAUAAAAAAUUGAUUUGAUAUUUAUUAUAUAAUUCUGUAUUUAUUAUUUUAAUAAUUUUAUAGUUGUGCUAAUAACGAUUUAAAAUGGCUUUAAAUGUAAUUUUAAGAAAUACGCUACCUCUAGGAAGAUGUGUGAGUGCGAAUUUAGUCAGAAAUAGUUCAAGGCAAUUUUGUAUGGGACAACCAGCAUUAAAUAAAAAAGAAAUAGAAAUUACGUUUGUCAAAGCAAAUGGAACUAAAAUAAAAACAAAAGCUAAAGUUGGUGAAAAUAUUUUGGACGUUGUCAUUAAUAAUCACAUAGAUAUAGAUGGUUUUGGUGCUUGUGAAGGCACUUUAACUUGUUCGACUUGCCACCUUAUUUUUAAACAAGAAAACUUUGAUAGUUUGCCCCCAGCAACAGACGAAGAAUUAGAUAUGCUCGACUUAGCCUACGAUUUAACAGACACCUCUAGAUUAGGUUGUCAGGUCUAUUUAGAUGAAAAAUGUGAUGGAAUGGAACUCAAAGUGCCAGCAACUGUACAUGAUGCAAGGACAAAUUAAUAUAACUAGUUUUAUAUGUGUACUGUAAUUUUAUGCAUAAUAUUUGUUUUUGUAUCAUAUUAGUUUAUUAUUAAAAGCUUAAUAUCAAUUGGAAAAA